This is a messenger RNA of Leishmania mexicana MHOM/GT/2001/U1103, 1065 nucleotides long. RefSeq lists its product as hypothetical. Gene Ontology annotation, biological process: peptidyl-lysine monomethylation. Lineage: Eukaryota; Euglenozoa; Kinetoplastea; Trypanosomatida; Trypanosomatidae. The record is from RefSeq and is a predicted model, not a curated record. Gene Ontology annotation, molecular function: protein binding; protein-lysine N-methyltransferase activity. Bases 1 to 1065 code for a protein of 354 amino acids. The transcript has a single exon.
AUGCCCUCGUACGAGAGCCGGCACAUGCUGCGGGUGCUCGACUCGCCGGAGGUGCUCGCCAAGUCCUUCAUUGGCUACUGCAAGCGCCAUCACGUGACGACCCGCGGGUGGUGCCGUAUCGGCUACGUGCAUCGCGCCCCUCCGCAAUGCACACACUCCCACCCUGGCAACUACCUCCUGCGCGGCCUCAUCGCGAGCCGUGACAUCGCCAAGGAUGAAAACGUGGUCAUGAUGCCCGUCACGGCAUGCCUGCAUCCCGGCGCCGCCUUCCGCUGUGAACCAUUCUGGAAAUUGCUCGCACCGGAGGUGCAAUCAGCCCUGAGUAGCUUGACGUGCGCGUACAACAGCCGCAUCGCCGACCGCUCCCUCAUCCGGCACAACCAACUCCUCCUCGCUCUCUACAUGACGUACCUCGUGCUGCUGCAGAACUGCAACGCGGCACAGUUGUCGGCAACGCCAGGCGGCGACGCUAUCGAGUACAUCAACUUCAUGCCGCGAAAUGAGGGAAACUUUGAGCAAUUCGCCGCGCACCUCGCAGGGUGGCUAGACGCGCCGGAGAUCUGCCGCAGCGCCCAGGCCUCGCUCGCUUCCCACUUCCAGCUGACCCAGGCUGAGGUGCGCCCGGUGAUCAUCUACGCCCUGUGCAUGAUCUACAGUCGCAUGGUCCCCGUGGACCACCGUGCGUGCCUGCAGUACGCCCUCCAGUCGACGCCGUUGGCCCGCGCUUGGGAUGACAUCGAGGCCACAGCCGCCCCCGCCGCGCUUCCACCACCGUCAUCCUCAGGGAGUGUUGGCGACGGCAGCGUCCACAGGAGCGGUGCGAACGCCUCGCUUGUGCGAGACCCCAUCUCCUUCCUGUGCCCCGUGAUUGACAUGUGCAACCACAGCAACCACGAAAACGUCGCCGUCAUGGUGCCCGAUCGCGAGACAACGCCCGUGACGAGGCCGGUCAUUUGCCUGCGCACCCUCCGCCCGAUCACGAAGGGGGAGGAGCUCACCAUGACGUACGGUGCCGUCCCUCACGAACUCAAGCUUAUAUGGGGAAUGCAGGAAAUUCUCCCGUAG